Molecule: messenger RNA, 3354 nt
Organism: Prorocentrum cordatum
Lineage: Eukaryota; Dinophyceae; Prorocentrales; Prorocentraceae
Source: the annotation of a GenBank genome assembly
AUGGCGCUGUCCGUCCUGCUGGAGCAGUGGGGUGAAGCUGCGGACCUCCCCAGCGUGGCAGGCCGGUUGCGUCGCGUGCCCGCGGACGCCCUGACGCUCAGUCGCGACUUGUGGAUGCGUCUCAUACGAGAAGGGGCCCGUCUGCUGGAAACCCGCUACAGGGAUAUCUCCUUCCCGCCCCUGGCACCCGCAAGGGCGGACGAGCUCAGACUCGCACUCGUGAAAAGCCUGCAGCUGGCUCAUGGCUGCCUGCGGCUGCGGGUGGGAAUGGACAACCCUGGCCCCACUGGGUGCAUGGACCGGCACGGCCGGAGAGCGCUGUGGCGACGCCUCCUAGAGCACCCUACGUCGGUCCAGCGCGCCAUGAAUCAGCUGGGCAUCCCGAUCGCGGGGCUUCCUGGUGCCCGCCUGCCAGAAUCUUUCACACUUCCCGCCUCCUCGGGAUUGGGCAUCUACGCGGUCGGUGGUAUUUCGUGCGCCAGUGUGGCGGUCGUGUGGUCCUUGGAGUUCCAGGCGCACUUCGAUUUCGUGAUGGGGGUUGGGUCUGCACGUCGCGUGUGGGUGCAGCUACGUUUGGCUGAGGGGCUGCUUUUCUUGCUGUACUUCUAUCUCCCGCCUGACCCACGUUCAGGUGAUGAUGGGGCGUGGGGUUCCGAGGUGGACAGCAUUCGGCGGGAGGUAAACAGCCUGCGCGCGCAGCACUCCGAUGCGGUGUUCGUGACGAUGGGGGACGCCAAUGUGCAGCCCGUCUCUCUUUGCGGCGGUCGCGACAUCUCCUCAGGUCGGGAUGUGCGGUGGGCGGAGCUCUUGGUGGAGACGGGCCUCGUGGUGUGCAACCCAUCCUUGCUCGACUCCAUCCCUCGCGAUGUUCUUUUGCCUCGUCAGCGUCGCGUAGUGAAGUUCCGUCCAGGUGACACGCACCAUGGUGCUUGGCAGAGUCGGGCCAUCGAUCUUGUCCUGGCAUCUCCGGGGCUUUCGGCCAGCGUUGUCGUGCACAACAGUCUGGACUGCAGUCCAUGCCGGUGGCCUGAUUGCGUUGACUUUUGCCUGGGCGACCACUUCCUGCUGGAGGCGGACCUCGGGUGCAUCUGUCCGCAGCCCAUGGGCCCUGCAGCUCUACGCAUGCCUCCGGCAUGGUUGGAUGGAGAAGGUUGGAGGGCAGGCAUCACAGCGGUGUCUACCCCGCUCGCGCGGCUGGGGGAACUUGCGAAGCACUUUGCCUCCUGCUGGGGUUCUGCAAGUUCGUCUCGGCCAUCAGCCUUCGUGUCCCAAUGGGUUGGGGACUGCUUCGCGGUCCUGCUGGGAGUUCUGGAGGGCCUGGCUAGAGACGGGUGGGUUCUACCACGGUGCGAGGCGCGCGCUGCCCACAAUCGCCUCGCUGCCGUGGGCCCCUUGGCUGCCGUUCCCACCGGGACCCUGGCUGGUGGUCUCGCCCACUGUCUCCGCCGCCUGGAGCUCCCAAAGCCUCGGCCCCCUGCGUGCUUGGUCGUAGACUCCGUGGUUUUAUCCCGCGCUGAAUCACACGAGGCCUGGCGCCGGCAGCUCGUCCAGCAAAGCGUCCCUAGCCAGCCCUGUCCUCCGGAUGCCACCGCCCAGGUGAGCGAUUAUUGCAGGCGUCUGCUGCGUGACGCUCGAGCCUCAAUUGGCCGUGGGUGGGCCGACGCGCCCAUCGUGCAGCAGGAAGUGUUCCGCGUCGUGGACAACUGGGAUUCCUCCUCGGCCACCACGCCUGACCUGCUACCGCGUGUGGUUUUUCAGCUCCACCUCCAAGUGUGGGACGACACUGCGUGGGCGCUGCAGCUUCUUAUGGGGCCAGGGGUGCUGGCCCUUCGGCCGCGCCUGCGGCGUGCGCGGGUGCUGGGGACGGCGUACAAACGGGGUCCCUGGAUUGCCUCGUCUAGCUUCCGGCUGCUGUGCAUCGUGUGCCAGCAUGGGCUCCUCCAGGAGGGGCUCCUCUUCGAGCGGCUCCGCGUGCCGCUCUGGCGGUCCUUGCUAGACGGCCAGAGUGGUCACGUGCGUGACUGUGGAGAUGCUCAUCUUGUUCUUCAUGAGGUGGUGGCGUCGCGGAGUGCUACUGGGCUGCCCACCUGGUUAGUGCAUGGUGACUUUGUGCAUGCCUUCCCACGCACGUGGCGCAGCCUGCUGUUAUGCCUGCUGCACGAUGCUGGGGGGGUCCAGGCAGGCUCGCUGGCGCUUCUUGGCUCGAUCCUCGAGUGGGAUCAAGUGGUCGUCACCCUGAGCGGCCUAAGCACGGUGGAUGUACACGAAGGGAUGCCCGAGGGCGGCGUCCUCGGGCCCCUCGGCUUCAAUUUUUUCCCAGACAGUUUAAUGCGUCCGCUGCACUCCGCGGGUUGUGGCGCGGCCACGAGCACCUGGGUCCCCGUCCCUUGGCAGCAGCACGUGUGGCUAGGUUGUGGCACUCCGCGCACUCACUUGGUGGACAUGCUCGUGCCUCUCCUGGAGUGUCCCAGCUCGCUGCCUUCCGUUGACAUGCUGCGUGCGGCACGGGCUGGUGCUCCGCUCGUGCUCCCACGCCUUGGUCACCCCCUCGGCGUGCCUCUGUCGUUUGCGCCCAAGCACAAAUGGCUGGGCCUGCUGUGGCGGCCUGACUUAGACUUCGAGCCGAUGCUGCAGAGUAGGUUGGCGCUCGCCGGGGCGGCGUGUACGUCGGUGGUUGGGCUCAUCGCACUUGGGCAGCUCCCCCUGUCCGUUGCCCUAGAGGCCUUCCACGCCAAGGUGGACAGCACGUUGUGCUUCUCGCGCUGGCUGUGGUGCAUUGCUCCUGGUGCUCUCCACGCGCUUGACGAGGCCUACGAGAGGUGGGCGAAGGCCUUCCUGGGGGGCGCGUCGUGGAGGAACUCUGGUGCGGCAGCGCUGGAGAUGGGGCUGUCCCUCGGUGGCGGCGCACAAGCCGUCCUGGAUCCGUGUCGCAGGCGGGCCCGGCCCCACCUCCUGCCGGAAAACGAUUUCUAUCGGUGCGCAUCCUUGCGCGCGGCAGGCGGUGCUCAGUGUUGGGCAGUGCGGAGCAGCGAUUUACUCCGGGUGUACGGGGUGCCCGACUGGCCGCAGUGGGCAGUUCCAGGUGCCCAGCUGAAGGAUUACACUGCCCACUGCAAGUCCGUGCUGGCCGCGCGCUGCCGCGCUGAAUGGGCCUCUGCUGCCGUGCGCCACGUGGACCCGCGGGCCGCGCUGGUGGCCGCCCUGGGCUGGCCUCUGCCGCCGGCUCCGUCACAGGAGGUUUUGUCCUCCCUGCUGCGCUUGAUGCCUGGGCAACCAGGGUAUUGCGAGUUGGUGCUGCUGGUGUCCGCGCUGGAGUCCGUGCUGGCCCGCUCUUGGCGUGGCUCCGAUUCGUGA